CUUAGUGCCGUUGACAAAUCCCAUUAUCUCAGCCUUUUAAGUCCCUAAUGCAAAACAUUACCUUGUUCAUCAUCAAUCAGAUUCUUGCAGAGAAUCCGUUUCUUUUUAGGGUUUUGAUUUAAAGAAUGGAUAGUCAAAUCAGGGCUAAAUUGAAAAGAAACUUGUUAUCCAAGGCAUGGGAAAGAUAUAAAUCUUUAGGCUCUAAUCCUACCAAAAAACCUUCAAGAAAUGCUCCAAAUUCUCUAACAAAGAGCAAAUCAUGGCACUAUACUACAAAAUUAAGAUCAUCAUCGUCGUCGUCAAGAGCGCCACACGGGUGUUUUCCGGUAUAUGUAGGAGAAGAGAGGCAAAGAUUUGUGAUCAAGGCUAAAUAUGCUAACCAUCCAUUGUUUAAAAUGUUACUUGAAGAUGCAGAGUUGGAAUACGGGUUUAAUAGCGACGGUCCGUUGUUGAUUCCGUGUGAUGUUGAUUUAUUUUAUAAAGUUUUAGCUGAGAUGGAUUGUUGUGGAGAUGAUGAGAUUAGUACAAGAAUUAGCUGUAACGGUUCUUUGUUAGUUCUUUGUAGUCCUAUGCAGAGUUCGGUUAUGAAGAGGUAUGGUUCUUAUAAGAUGCUCAGUUCAUCCAAAAUGUUGAAGUUGAAUGCAACAGUAUGACUGUUUAUAAGUGUUCAAAAUUCAAACUUUUCCUUUCAGUGAUGUUUUAGGUAAUAUUGUCCCUAAAUGACCAAAAGGUCAAUUCACCAUUCAACUUGGCACAAAAUAUAUAUAAAAAAAUCAAUUUUAGGAAAUCGAUCAAAAAACCCAAAAUUUUGCUAAA
This is a messenger RNA of Mercurialis annua (annual mercury), 816 nucleotides long. RefSeq names its product auxin-responsive protein SAUR72-like. NCBI's taxonomy places the organism in Eukaryota, Viridiplantae, Streptophyta, Magnoliopsida, Malpighiales, Euphorbiaceae. Bases 126 to 653 code for a protein of 175 amino acids. The transcript has a single exon. The record is from RefSeq and is a predicted model, not a curated record. Gene Ontology annotation, biological process: response to auxin.